Molecule: messenger RNA, 2929 nt
Organism: Linum trigynum
Lineage: Eukaryota; Viridiplantae; Streptophyta; Magnoliopsida; Malpighiales; Linaceae
Source: the annotation of a GenBank genome assembly
UAAGGUUAGUCAGGUUAGUUUGUUUGGUUUGUCCGUCCAGAAUUUGGUUUGUAACCUGUACUCUCCUCAAAUCAGUGAAAUUUGUUCUCCCCUGUCCGUGGAUUAGCUAGCACACAUUGUGUUAGUGAGCCAUGUUAAAUUCGUGUUCGUUUGUGUUCAUCUGAAUUAUCGAUUGCACGCUUCUGUUCUGACAAGUGGUAUCAGAGCCUGAUUGCGGUUUUUGGAAUUUGGCGCUGGACUGAAGUUUUGAUUUGUGGAGUUUGGUUGGAGUUUGUUUAAUAGUAAGGAUGGCUACUAUUAGUAUGAAGAUUGAUAAGUUCACCGGGGGAAAAAGUUUUAGUUUGUGGCAGAUCAAGAUGCAAGCACUGUUGAAACAACAGGGUUUGUGGGCUCCGUUGUCUGGAAAAUCGAAGAAGGAAAGCAUAGAUGAAGAAGAGUGGAAUACUUUGGAGGAGAAAGCUCACUCUACAAUCUUGCUUUGUUUGGCUAAUGAUAUCAUCACUGAGGUUGCUGCUGAGAAGACUGCCGCGGCUUUGUGGUUGAAGCUUGAAAGUCUAUACAUGACAAAGUCUUUAACCAACAAGUUGCAUAUGAAGCAACGUUUGUUCAGUUUGCGUAUGGAGGAAGGUACGUCUCUCAGGAAUCAUCUAGAUCAACUCAAUACUAUCUUGUUAGAUCUGCAGAAUAUUGAUGUUAAAAUAGAUGAUGAGGAUGCUGCCUUAAUUCUGUUAGUAUCUUUGCCACGGUCGUAUGAGAAUUUUGUGGAUUCUUUUAUUGUUGGGAAAGAUAGUUUGUCUUUGGAAGAUGUCAGAUCUGCUCUACAUACUAGAGAGGUUCGACAUAAGGCGUCUGGUUCAGGUUCGAAAAAUCAGACAUCUGGGUUGGCUGCUACGAGUAGUAGGAGACAACAAUCUGGUAAUAGGAAGACGAAUACAAAUACGAAUUAUGCUGGUUUGAAAGAUGAUAUCUGUCAUUACUGUAAAGAGAAAGGACAUUGGAAAUUUGAUUGUCCUAAACUAAAGAAAUAUCAGGAGAAGAAGGAAUCAUCUGCUGCUGUGGCGGAAGAAACUAACUCUGAUUCUGAAGAUGGUUUGGCCUUAGCAGUGAAUGAACAAGUACAUCAUUAGGAUGUGUGGUAUUUAGAUACUGCAACUGAUUAUCAUAUGUGUCCAAGCAGGGAGUGUUUUUCAACUUAUGAGUAGAUAGAUGGAGGACAUGUUUCUAUGGCCAAUGGUGCUAUCUGUAAGAUUGUUGGAAGAGGCUCCGUCAGGAUGAGGACACAUGAUGGUUCUUGUAACAUCCCGUAUCUAGGUUAAAUCUCACAUCGAACCGGUUCUACGUUGGAACAAAGAACACCAACAAUAGUUGAAAUGAAUUCUACCGGUUUGGAAGAACUAUGAGUACUCGUCAAUUAAAGACGUGAUAAAUCGAGAGAAUAAAUAUGGCAUGAAUGAAUUAUGAUAAGGGCGAAAAUACGAACUAGUGAUCUCAGACGUUGACAGAUUCUGAUGUGAUAAAAAAAAUGUAUUCACCACCAAGAUUUGAACCAGCAACUUGAAGGUACAACCAUGACUACUUAACCAGUUGGACUACGUGUUGCUUAUGUAUAAGUAAGCCAAUAUUAGUUUAUUUAACUAUUACCUGGCGAGAACAUUUUCUGAAGAAACAAAUGCAACUCUCCAUAAGCGACCAGCUUCUGUCCAAGAUGAUUGAAUCCAUCCUAUUACAAUAACUCACCACCACAUGUAUUAUAAUUUAUGUAAGGACACAAGGAGGAGAGAUAGCCACGUUCUCUCUUCUUUUAGUUUGACUUUUUUAAAGGAAAGACAACAUUGACCAACCAUUUUCAUGAGCUGUGAAAUUUGAGAUUGGAUUUGGAGUUAAUAUUCAACAACAACUUUGUCGACGAAGUAAUGGAUGACUGGGUUGUUGUGUAUAUAUAUAUAGAACCAAAACUCGUAUGACGACCAUAAGUCCCAACUAAAGGAAGGAAGGAAAUAGAGAGAUAAGGAGAGUUUCUGGGUGUUCUGGGUUUAGGAGGUCGCCAUAGGGAUCUGGGGAGGUUCCCCACGAAGCUAGAAGCAUCAUUGAAGCCUUGUCGGAGCCUCGCCGGAGUUUCGUCGGGAUCCCGUGACGUCAACGACGUCAACUCCGACCUCAACCAUUCUGUGAGUGGUUGGUACCGUUAUGAAGAGGACGAUGCCAGGAGCACGCACGUUUCGACGGAAUCAAUUUUCAACGUCGGACGAGGAGAAACGAGCCUCGCAAGUUGGCCACGUAGAACUGUCAGUUUCUCAAAAUCAUGUAUUGUUUCUGUAAAUUCGAAAAGGUUGAGGAUCUGGACAGACUUUUUCCAUAUGAAGGGUCAACGACCCGUUUGACUGGAAAAUGUUAUUUACAGUACUUGGAAUUUCGGGAACUGACAGAAUUCGUAUUUUGGCUGUAAUUCGUUCGUUUGACGUCCAAAUGACGAACUGUUUUCGCCUACAGGAUCGUAGAGACGAGGAGAAUUUUAUCAAGGAGUAUUGGAAUUUUUACAGAAUCUGUGCAGAGUUGAUUUACGGCAUAAAUAAGGUGUGUGGACCCUGCGGUGAAUAGGCGGUGUUUUACUACGUGUUAUGUGUUUAAUAUUGAAACAUAGCUGAGGAUUUAACGAAGAUAAAAUGAAGAAUGUCGUUAUUAUGAGUUUGAUACUCGAGUAGAAUUGGAUGAUUCAUAAUCGAGUAUUUGGAAUUUACGAUUUUGUAAUUGAUCCCUACGAGUCGUGAAAUUCCUCGAGACUACGUUGUUACUAUUUCAAUAAUUCAUGACGUGAUUUCAUGCCAUGAGUUAUGUGAAAUUCCGCUACGAUAUAAUAAUGCUCCUAAUAAGACUACUUGGGAUAAUCAUUAAACCACGAACGAAUUCGUAAUAAUUUGAAUAAUGGACA